AUGAGUUACGAACACGGCCAAGAGAACCUUCCGAUGGACGGGUCGUCCGUCGGAAGACCGAGCACGUCUGCUACGCACGUGGCGCGUACCGACUGCCACCACCUGGCGGAACCAGAGUGGGAGGUGCUCCAACAACUGUCAACAGUCAUUGGGAAGGCGGCCGUAGCGACAAUACUGCGCACGCUAUCGCCGACAGAGCAACAUGAAGUUGCUCUGGGAUUCGUCACGAAAGAGCAACGCGAGGUUGCUUCCGCGGACGCGGUUUCCAGAGAUCUAGUUAUGGUGCAAAGCCGCACGUACGAGUCCUUCAAGGAGGAGCUCAAACUCGCGUUUGAGCCCCCACAGAACGAGUUCCGAUCGAGAGCGGAGUUUCUCGACCUACAACAAGACCCGGUGGACGAGGCGACCAAGGUCGUCACGUUCAUGAAGGGGUUGGAAGAGGGGCCUAUGAAGACCUAUCUCUUCCGAGAGUACCUGAGCCUGAAACAGGCUAAACUGCACACGAACGUGCCACGACCGCCUCGACCGGCUGCAAAGACGGAAUGUCCUGAACCAAUGGAUCUUUCGUAUACACCUGCUGUCGGACAGCAGAAGAACAAGGAAAGCAACGUGCGAUGCUUCCAGUGCGGAAACAUGGGUCACUACGCACCCCCCAGUGAGAGAGAAUCUCACUUCGAAGUACUAGAUGACAUGCCAAACUUUGUCAUCUUAAAGGUGAAGUCGAUGACGAAGAGAGUGGACUCUCUUCGGGUGUUGGUGGACUCGGGCGUGUCGAGCAACUUUGUUCGACAGCAAAGUCUACCGUUGUUGGACUUCGAGGAGAAGCAUGUGUCUCGAAUAGAAGAACUUCUCGUCCUGGACUUGGACGACAAGUUCGACAUGGUGGUGGGCAUGAGCGACGUCAACAGGAUUGACGUCGCUCGGACAUACACACCGUCGUCAUCCUUGCUGAACGAGGUGAAGACCGCGUAUGCGCAUGACGCAGACGCGAAGCAGCUGAUCGAGUUCCUCUCAGCUCCUUCCGACAAAGCACGUCGGAAGGUGGCCCCUCGUCUACAAGGAAGUGCUCACCGGUAUCGUGAGCACGGCGGUCUACUGCUUUACAGCGCUGUAGACGACAAUGCGUUCCGCAUUGUCAUGCCGAAUGAUCCUGACCUGCGCAGCAGGAUCAUGUCCGAGUAUCACGAUGUCCCCACGGCUGGACAUCCGGGACGUGAGAAGACGUAUUCUCUUCUCACGAGAGACUUCUACUGGAACCACCGGUACAAGUGGGUGCGCAUGUGCGUACGUACUUGCGAUGUUUGCCAGCGAGUGAUGCCUGCACAUCACUCGCAGGCUCUUCUGCAACCACUGCCGACUCCGUCGGAGUGUUGGGAGUCCGUUUCGAUGGACUACGUGUUUGGUUUUCUGCGCCAUUCCAGGCGGAAGAUUGGUAUCGUGGCCUUUGUGGACCGCUUCAGCAAGAUGGUGCAUCUCGCUGCUGUCGCAGCGGAGGUGACUUCUGUACAGACGGCAUGUCAGUUCGUCGACAUGGUGUUCAAACACCAUGGCAUGCCCAACGACUUUGGGUCGGACCGCGAUCCGCGCUUCAAGGCGCGUUUCUGGCAAGAAGUGUUCACACUUCUUGGAACGCAGCUCUCAAUGUCGACUGCGGAUCAUCCGCAGACGGACGGGCAAACCGAGCGCGUGAAUCGCGUGCUCGUGGACUUGCUGAAAGGCUACGCCCAGUCGUUCCACAACUGGAGCGACUUCUUGCCGGAUGACCGAAAUACAGCCGAUACGGUUCUAGCAGCUGCGAUGACACGUGCGAGAGCGAGAGCCCGCACACGACAAGACGACGUGCCAGUGCCGAGCACUGACACUGUGAAGAACAACGAGCAGGCGACACCUGCUUCGUUCAAGGACAACGUGUCUGAGAAGUUUCAUGCACAGGCCGGGCCUGCUGCGAUCACACACAACGUGUCAGCGCCAGGCACUGACACCACAAAGAUCCACGCACAGUCGGGGACUGAUGCGAACACAAAUGGCGGGUCAGUGCAGGGCACAGACGCGGACAAGACCAAUGAGCUGAACCCAGGGUUCAGCUCUCAAGCAAUGGACUUUGUCCACGAACGACAAGCAGUCGUUCGAUUCGUACAAGAUGUAAUUGCAGCUUCUGCGGAUAGGCAGAAGCUGAACACAGACAAUGUUGGCAGGGGUAAUACAAAUGAAUUCAAAAUUGGUUCAUAG
Messenger RNA from Phytophthora megakarya, 2229 nucleotides. The record is from the annotation of a GenBank genome assembly. Lineage: Eukaryota; Oomycota; Peronosporomycetes; Peronosporales; Peronosporaceae.